CAGCGAGCACCCGCCUCCGGGAACGAGCCGGUCCCGGGAGGAGUCUAGUCACGGCUCACGGGUUGGUCCGUGCGGACACAGCUCGCAGUGAGGCACUGCCAAUAGGCUGUGUGUGCCGGACCACGCCCGCGCGAACUCUCUUCUCGCGAGGCCAGCUAGGCCUGAAUAUCGUUAGCUGUGUAGAAAGAUGGCGGAAAAUUUAAAAGGCUGCAGCAUAUGUUGCAAAUCCUCUUUGCAUCAGCUACAGGAUCUGUGCCGCCUGGCCAAGCUCUCCUGCCCUGCUCUCGGUGUGUCUAAGAAGAAUUUGUAUGACUUUGAAGUGGAGUACCUGUGUGAUUACAAGAAGAUCCGUGAUCAAGAGUAUUAUCUGGUAAAGUGGCGCGGGUACCCUGACUCGGAGAACACCUGGGAGCCACGGCAGAAUCUCAAGUGUGUGCGCCUUCUCAAGCAGUUCCAUAAAGAUUUAGAAAGGGAGCUGCUCCGGCGGCACCACCGAUCCAGGCCACCCCGGCACCUGGACCCAAACUUGUCCAACUACCUGGUGCAGAAGGCUAAGCAGAGGCGGGCUCUUCAGCGCUGGGAACAGGAACUCAAUGCCAAGCGCAACCACAUUGGACGCAUCACUGUGGAGAAUGAGGUGGACUUAGAUGGCCCACCUCGGGCCUUUGUGUAUAUAAAUGAGUACCGUGUUGGUGAGGGCAUCACCCUCAACCAGGUAGCUGUGGGCUGUGAGUGCCAGGACUGUCUGUGGGCACCCUCAGGAGGCUGCUGUCCGGGGGCAUCCCUGCACAAGUUUGCUUACAAUGACCAGGGCCAGGUGCGCCUACGAGCUGGACAGCCUAUCUACGAGUGCAACUCCCGCUGUCGCUGUGGCUAUGACUGCCCCAACCGUGUAGUCCAGAAGGGUAUCCGCUAUAACCUCUGCAUCUUCCGCACGGAUGAUGGGCGUGGCUGGGGUGUCCGCACCUUGGAGAAGAUCCGCAAGAACAGCUUUGUCAUGGAGUAUGUUGGAGAGAUCAUUACCUCAGAGGAGGCAGAGCGGCGGGGCCAGAUCUACGACCGCCAGGGUGCUACCUACCUCUUUGACCUGGACUACGUGGAGGAUGUGUAUACUGUGGAUGCUGCCUACUAUGGCAAUAUCUCCCACUUUGUCAACCAUAGUUGUGACCCCAACCUGCAAGUGUACAACGUAUUCAUAGAUAACCUUGAUGAGCGGCUGCCCCGCAUCGCUUUCUUUGCCACAAGGACCAUCUGGGCAGGCGAGGAGCUCACCUUUGAUUACAACAUGCAAGUGGAUCCCGUGGACAUAGAAAGUACCCACAUGGACUCCAACUUUGGCCUGGCUGGGCUCCCUGGAUCCCCCAAGAAGCGGGUCCGUAUUGAAUGCAAGUGCGGGACUCAAUCCUGCCGAAAAUAUCUCUUCUAGUCCUGAGAAAUCUUCAUCAAACUGACUGAGAGGCCUGAACCUACCCAUCUCUCUCCUACUGCUGUCCUCUUGUGGGGAUGACCACCAAUGCCUCUCCUGCUGCCAUCUGCCCUUGCUUGCUUCUACCUGCCCCAGGGUCAGGGGUGUGGUGAGGAUCAACUCCGGGUCCCCUUUCCCUUUCCCAGUUGUGGGUUGCACUUAGAAACCUCCCACUCGCCACUUUUGGAAGUACAUUUUUUUUUAUGUCAAGUUUUGUCUGUAUUUGAGAUUUCGGGCCUUUCAUGGAGGUCCAAGGGCUGAGCUCCAGCCAAGCCCCAGAAUAGGGGUGAUUUUAGUUGGUUGGUUUGUUGGGUUUUUUUUUUUCACUGCUUUGUUUUGAGACAGAGUCUUUAUGUAAUAGAGGCUGGCCUGGAACUUGCUAUGAAGCCCAGGCUACCCUUGAAUUCAUGCCCCUUCUUGUCUCCCAAUGCCCAAGUGCUGGGAUUAACAGGUGUGUGGUACCACACCCAAAGAAGAUAUUUUGUUGUUGCACCUGCUUUUUUUUUUUUUUUUUGCCUGGAGCCUGAGGGCUCUGUUGUGGGUCUCUUUCCUGCCCCAUUAGUAUGAGGCAACCCCAAGGCAGGUGGACAUAGCUACUGUCCUGAAAGGAAAGGAGAUCUCCCAGGGCUCUGACUGUAUUUGGUUUCUGCUUAUUAUACUUACGAUGUUAGCCUUAAGAGUUGUAGGUUCUCUUGUCUGGGCUGUAGAUCUGGAAAGCCCACAUGCUUUCCAGGGAGAUAAGAUACCUAUGGCCCAGACUCUGCCAGCCCUGAAACAGGGAGCUAAAAAUCAAGCUCUAUCUUUGUCAAGAAGUAUCUCACACUCUUAGGAACUCCUGAGAGUUCUGGAAACCCCAGCCCUGGGGUAUGAUGACUUCUGGGACUACUUGAGGCUGGAGUCAAGACCUAGAUAGUCUGUAGAUAGCACUUAGAACAAUAAUGUGCAUUGAUUAGAAGCUGAUGAUGUGCCAGGGACUGGAUAGAGUACCUGGUCCAUGUGGACUGUCUCAGGGAAGCCUUGAAAACCACAGAGAUGGAGCCCAGUGAAGGGCUCACAUGGCAGAAGGCAAAGUACAGGCCAAGAGUUGCAGGGAAGAACUUCACUCAGAUGUGCUGGGCUGAGAAGGGAGUCCCUGCUGCCUGCCAGCCCUCUAACCUGUUGAGCUCACCCUGGGUCCACUGGUCUGAAAAAGUUAAUUACCUAGACAUGUACAAAAAGGCAAAGGUUCUGAUGGCUGCCUCGUCUCCUGCUCCCUCCUCCUGUGACAUGUUCUCUAGGAAGCCUUUCCUGACUACCUGUGCCCACCAGAGUGUCCCCAUGUGUGACUGUGCCCUGCUACCAGAUGCCAGAUCUGUUGUGUCUAUGUGGGUGUUUCCUGCCCUUUUCCCUCCAGGCUUACUUUCAGGCUUGGACUGAAUCUGGUUCUCUUGUGUACCCCUUCAGCCCUACCCAGUCUGGAACGGACAUCAAUAAAUC
Messenger RNA from Dipodomys ordii (Ord's kangaroo rat), 2941 nucleotides. RefSeq names its product suppressor of variegation 3-9 homolog 1 (Drosophila) (gene Suv39h1). The transcript has 6 exons. Gene Ontology annotation, molecular function: protein binding; zinc ion binding; histone H3K9 methyltransferase activity. The record is from RefSeq and is a predicted model, not a curated record. The coding region runs from base 188 to 1426 and encodes 412 amino acids. NCBI's taxonomy places the organism in Eukaryota, Metazoa, Chordata, Mammalia, Rodentia, Heteromyidae. Gene Ontology annotation, cellular component: nucleus.